AUGUCUGACGAAGAGAAACAACAAGUAAUACAUGAUGACUACAAUUUUCCACCAGGUACAGUCCAUCUUGUUGAUAUGCACGGUACCUUGAACGUGAAGAAGGGAGAUGGUAAUAUUAUCUUGCACCCACAACCCACGUCCAACGUCAACGACCCUUUGAGGUGGUCCAAGAAGAAAAGGAGUUUGCAGUUUGCUUUCCUUUGGUUCUGGGCUUUUAUGUUGGCCCUUACUUUGAGUUUUAUGGGUCCAUUCUUUGCUGACUGGGUCAUUGAAUUCAACACCUCUUACAACGAGUUGGGUGUUGCAGUUGCUCUAGGAUUUUUAGGGUUGGGAGUUGGUAUUUGUUUUAUUCAACCAACGGGUUUGAAAUUGGGAAAGGUUUUUGUAUACAACAUGGGUACUGUUCUUGCAAUUGUAUCAUGUGCUAUGGGAUCUCAAUCAAAAAAUAUUGGCUAUUUCCACGCUUUCCGAAUUUUGGCUGGUUUAGCUGCUUCUCCUGUUGAUACAUUGGUUGAAAUAUCAGCAAAUGAUUUAUUCUUUCAACAUGAAAGAUCUACUGCAUUUAGUUCCUUGAUUUUAGCUUUAUAUGGAGGUACAGAUUUGGGUCCGGUUGCAGCUGGUUAUAUUGGUGAGAGCAUGCAUUGGAGCUGGUGUUACUACAUCCAAAUUAUCAUAUAUAUCCCUAUGUUAAUACUUGGUUUCUUCUGGAUGGAAGAGACUACCUUCAGACGUUCUGAAAACGAAGAGGAGGAAUUGGAAGAGGAAAUUCUUGCUCAAAUUAAAUCACAUGAAACCGGACAAAUUGCCGAUAUUGUGUCUAGUGAGCAAAAGUACAACAUCGAUGUUGUGGUGGAUGCCAAAUCUGAUGACGAUGAUCAAGUGAAGUGGACGUAUUGGCAAAGACACAAAUUGUAUCACACUGCACAGAAUGACACAAGAUCAUGGUUGUGCAUUUUCUUGAGACCGUUUUAUUUAGUUACAUUCCCUGCUGUUGUUUGGAGUGGUAUGAUUUAUGGCUUUCAAAUGUUUUGGUUAUCCCUUGUUAUAAAUACACAAUCAGCAAUUUACUCAGCUGAGCCUUAUAAUUUCACUGUGAACAAUGUCGGUUUGACCACUAUGGGUCUUUUCAUCGGUAAUGUUAUCGGAAUGUUUUACGGUGGACAAUUUGUGGAUUGGUUUGCUAUUAAAAUGGCCGAACGUAACAACGGUAUUUUGGAGCCAGAACAUAGAUUGCACACUAUGCUUAUCCCAACGAUUCUCAACGCCGCUGGUAUUUUGGCAUAUGGUUUGGGAUCGUACUACGGCAAACAUUGGGCCAUUUCUGUUGUCGCUGGUCAAGGUUUGAUGGGUUUUGCAAUGAGUUCAUCGGGCGCAAUUUGUUUGGUUUACGCAGUUGAAUGUUACGAGAAAUUGGCAAGUGAAAGUCUUGUGUUGAUUUUGUUCAUUAGAAAUAUGAUUGGUAUGGGAUUUUCUUUUGCCAUUUCCCCUUGGAUUGCUGCAGAAGGUUUAUUGAAGACGACUUAUGCUAUGUUUGCAAUUUCGGUGAUUGUAAAUGGAAGUUAUAUUUUUAUGACUUGGAAAGGAAAAGCCAUCAGACGUUGGUCCAGAGCUCGCUACGAGAGAAUUAGUGUUCCUUCGUACGGGGAGAUCUUCAAGAGAAACAAAUGA
This is a messenger RNA of Lodderomyces parapsilosis, 1668 nucleotides long. RefSeq lists its product as uncharacterized. Gene Ontology annotation, biological process: transmembrane transport. The coding region runs from base 1 to 1668 and encodes 555 amino acids. Gene Ontology annotation, molecular function: transmembrane transporter activity. Lineage: Eukaryota; Fungi; Ascomycota; Pichiomycetes; Serinales; Debaryomycetaceae. Gene Ontology annotation, cellular component: fungal-type vacuole. The transcript has a single exon. The record is from RefSeq and is a predicted model, not a curated record.